CAGCGUCCUCUCAGGAACCGGCUUAAAAAGUUCGACUCGGCAAGCAAUUACGUCACUUCCGGGGGCAUUUAGAGUUGUGUCAUAAACUAUCAGCGUUGAACCGCGGAGAACCGAACCCGGAGGCUGAGAGAUGAGCUGGGAUCAGCUGCAGCUGAAGCCGCGGAUCAUCUCCGCUGUGCGGAAAGCUCAACUAAAGUCUGUUAGGGAGGUUCUGUGUUCGUCUGGGCCGGACCUCCAGAAUAUGACCGGAUUGUCCCCAUCAGAUCUCCAGGAGCUGCUCCAUGCUGCUGCCACAGCCUGCAGACCUCACCAGCCAGUCACAGCCCUUCAGCUCCAGCGAGGUGAGUGUCCCAGGUUAGAGUCUGGACUCCGGCUCAGUACGGGCUGUCCGGUUCUGAACCAGCUGCUGAGGGGCGGUCUGCCAGUAGGGGGUGUCACUGAGCUGUCAGGAGAGAGCGGAGCCGGGAAGACGCAGCUUGGUCUGCAGCUGUGCCUGUCGGUGCAGUAUCCAGUUGAACAUGGAGGCCUGGGAGCUGGAGCGUUGUAUAUCUGCACAGAGGAUCAGUUUCCAAUCAAGCGCCUUCAGCAGCUGAUCUCAGAGCAGUCUGUUCUGCGCUCUGACGUCCCUCCAUCUCUGAUCAGCAGCCUUCGCUUCAGUGACAACGUCUAUAUUGAACACACGGCUGACCUGGACUCCUUGCAGGUGUGUCUUUCACGCCGUGCCCCCCUCCUACUGGCUCAGGGUCGGGUCCGGCUCAUUGUGGUUGAUUCAGUGGCAGCUCUUUUCAGGUGCGAGUUCCAGGCAGAUGAUUGGCUAGAGAGAAACAAACAGCUGCUCUGCUUUUCCUCCAUGUUGCACAAACUCAGCCAGGACUUCACUACACCUGUACUCUGUAUCAACCAGGUCACAGAUCUUUUCAACCAAUCAGGGAGCGGUCUGAGCGCUCCGUCCUCCUCGGUGUCUCCUGCUCUGGGUUUGGCCUGGGCCAAUCAGGUCCUGGUCCGACUGAUGAUGCGGCGUCUCCAAGGGACAGUUGUCCGUGGUGACCAGAGCAGUGUCCUGCGUAGGUUGGAUGUGGUGUUUGCUCCUCACCUGGCGCGAGACAGUCGGGACAUCGGUGUGUGGAAGGAAGGGCUUCAUGGAGUUCUGGACCCGGACUGACUGGAGGAGGUUCUGAGUUUAUCCAGACCAACACAGAUUACGGAAUUAAACUCAGGCUUAAGCUGGGCUCCCUGUAAUUGAGGUUCUGUUCUGGUUUGGUUGUAGAAAGCAGACACUGAUGGCGGCCAUUUUAACUGUGUGUGGUUCUUCACAGCUUUUAUCUCAGAGGUGUUAUUCUGGAUCGGACCCACUUCGGUUUGAUUCCGUCCGAUUCCGUAGUUGUGCGCCACUCCAUCGGUCUGGAGUCUGUUUGGACCUGGACAGAAAUCAUCAUCUGGAAGCCAUCAUUGGUGUUCGGUCCAAACGGAUGCUAAGCGCUGCUGCCUCAGACAGCCUGGUACCGACACAGAACCCCGGCAGGAAAACCCGCUGGGAGGACGAUCCCUGAGACAAACAGCGUCUGGGUCCAGACUAAUGAUCACCAGAACCCGGAAAAACUCUGGCUUUGAUUCAGGGUCAGGUCCUAUAAAUCGUUCCACUGUUGCCAGGCAACCGUUUAAAGAAGAAAUCGUUGCUCCUGUGCCAUCAGAGGAUCAGAACCACCGUCGAUUAGUGAUCCAAUAGGAUUCCUCCUCACUGGUUCUGGUCCCAGAGUCGGC
Messenger RNA from Cyprinodon tularosa, 1761 nucleotides. RefSeq names its product X-ray repair complementing defective repair in Chinese hamster cells 3 (gene xrcc3). Bases 131 to 1162 code for a protein of 343 amino acids. Gene Ontology annotation, cellular component: Rad51C-XRCC3 complex; replication fork. The transcript is spliced from 7 exons. Gene Ontology annotation, molecular function: ATP binding; ATP-dependent DNA damage sensor activity; four-way junction DNA binding. The record is from RefSeq and is a predicted model, not a curated record. Gene Ontology annotation, biological process: double-strand break repair via synthesis-dependent strand annealing; t-circle formation; telomere maintenance via recombination. NCBI's taxonomy places the organism in Eukaryota, Metazoa, Chordata, Actinopteri, Cyprinodontiformes, Cyprinodontidae.